AUGGACAACUACAGAGCUGGGAAGCGCAGUUCUAUCUCGUUUGGAAGCUUCCAAAGACCUAUGGUGAACUUCAGUCAAAAUGAUCUAUCAUACUACUCACCACGACAAAUGUACGCAGCGCAGCAACCGCCAGUCCAACAAACACCCAUGGCAUUUUACCCAUGUCGUUACGAAACUGCUUUCCCACUCUACGCAUUAGACUGGAGUCCCGAGGACUACGUCGCGGUUGGAUCGUACAGAGAGGACAGCUACAACAAGUUACAAAUCUUGCACUCCUCAGAUGUGAUUUCGUGGGACAAAGUAGGGGAAGCCGGUACCAUUUUCCCCGUUUCGAAAGUCCAAUGGUGCCCUAAUGGAAUUUCACAACAGCUAGCAACAAGCUCGGACUCGCUUCGCCUGUGGACUUUCUCGGACUUUGUGCUUGAAGAACAAUUGAAUUUAUCGCUCCAACGUUACAACAAAACCAACGGAAAUGGGAGCGGAAGCGCCUGUGCAGGCAAUCAAGGCUCCACAGCAGCGCUGGGACAACUACCUCCGGUGUCAUCUUUCCAUUGGAACUCUACAGACCCUAAUUUAAUUAUUUCGAGCUCCAUCGACACUACAUGCACUGUGUGGGACUUGCAAUCGAGCAACUACGUCAAGACCCAACUAAUUGCUCACGACAGCGAGGUUUUUGACGUCAAGUUUUUGACGCAGUCCACACAGCUGUUUGCAAGCUGCGGGGGCGAUGGAAGUGUGCGGGUGUUUGAUCUGAGAUCUCUGGCCCACAGCACCAUCAUUUACGAACCAGCUAGUAGCACCAGGUCGCAUUCCCGUGAACACGGAACUGGCAUUGCCAGUGAAAAUGGCCGUGGGAGUGGGAGUGGCAGCAUCAGUGGCAGCGGCAGUGGCAGUGCCCACGGCAGCGGUUCGGCAGGCUCAAGUGCGGAUCCAGGACGAAAUGCCCUUCUAAGACUGGAACCUUCGCCUUUCGAUCCUAAUGUGGUGGCGACUUUCGCACAAGAUUCGACCAGCGUGUUGAUCUUGGACAUGCGGUAUCCUGGGGCUCCGGUUUGGACGCUGGACGGACAUUCUGCAGCCGUUAAUCAAAUUCAAUGGCAUCCUUCUCGUCACAACGUGUUAAUUUCAGGUGGAGACGAUUGCCAAGCGCUGGUGUGGGAUAUAAACACACAGCAAGCCUCGUCCAGUGCUGCUACAGCGUCGACAGCUUCAACGCGAUGGAACAACGGCAAAACGAGCGCACACUCCAUCGAAAUUCCACAGCAAGCCUACGACGACACAAACUACGAGAUCAACAACCUAGUGUGGCGACCCGAGGGCGACUGGUUUGGAUGCAACAUGGGACGUCAGUUCCAGGCCGUGAGGGUCUAG
This is a messenger RNA of Lachancea meyersii CBS 8951, 1371 nucleotides long. The record is from the annotation of a GenBank genome assembly. NCBI's taxonomy places the organism in Eukaryota, Fungi, Ascomycota, Saccharomycetes, Saccharomycetales, Saccharomycetaceae.